AUUCCUUUUCCCCCCCAGCCUAGGGCUGGGACUGAACAGACGGACUGGGGAGCUCUCGAUUGUGUCUGGAGGCCCAGAGAGCCCCGGACCCAGGAGGCCCAAGGAGCUGAAGGUGACCCUCAGGCAGCAAGACCCCAGCGGAAGGCCGGGAGCCCCACAGAUAGCUGUGUGGCAUCUGGGGCCGGGCUCCUGUUAGGAGGGAAUACCUGCGCCCAGGCAGCGGCUCAGAGGCAGCUGCUUCAUGCAGAACUGAAGUUGGUUCUGCAGCGGAAGGGGGAAAGGAAGCAGGAGCCCGGGGCUCACGUGUCUCCCAGCAGUGCCAUGGAGGCCAGGAGCCGGAGUGCCGAGGAACUGAGGCGAGCGGAGUUGGUGGAGAUUAUAGUGGAGACGGAGGCGCAGACCGGGGUCAGCGGCAUCAACGUAGCCGGCGGCGGUAAAGAAGGAAUCUUCGUCCGCGAGCUGCGCGAGGACUCACCUGCCGCCAGGAGCCUCAGUCUACAGGAAGGGGACCAGCUCCUGAGUGCCCGCGUGUUCUUUGAGAACUUCAAGUACGAGGACGCACUACGCCUGCUGCAAUGCGCCGAACCUUACAAGGUCUCCUUCUGCCUGAAGCGCACUGUGCCCACCGGAGACCUGGCGCUGCGGCCCGGGACCGUGGCUGGCUACGAGAUCAAGGGGCCGCGGGCCAAGGUGGCCAAGCUGAACAUCCAGAGUCUGUCCCCUGUGAAGAAGAAGAAGAUGUUGGUGGUGCCCGGGGCCCUGGGGGCCCCUGCAGACCUGGCCCCCGUUGACGUCGAGUUCUCCUUUCCCAAGUUCUCCCGUCUGCGUCGGGGCCUCAAAGCUGAGGCUGUCAAAGGUCCUGUCCCAGCUGCCCCUGCCCGCCGGCGCCUCCAGCUGCCUCGGCUGCGUGUAAGAGAAGUGGCCGAAGAGGCCCAGGUAGCCCGGCUGGCUGCUGCUGCUCCUCCCCCCAGGAAGGCCAAGGCAGAGGCAGAGGUGGCAGCAGGAGCCCGUUUCCCAGCCCCUCAGGUGGAGCUGGUUGGGCCCUGGCUGCCAGGUGCUGAGGGUGUCCCUCAGGUCUCAGCUCCCAAGGUGGCCCCCUCAGCAGAGGCUCCCAGUGGCUUGGGCCUCCACCUGCCAACCCUUGGGCUGGGAGCCCCUGCUGCACCUGCUGUGGAGCCUCCAGCUGUAGGGAUCCAGGUCCCCCAAGUGGAGCUUCCCACCUUGCCCUCACUACCCACUCUCCCCACACUUCCUUGCCUGGAGACCCGGGAAGGGGCUGUGGCGGUGACAGUACCCACCCUGGAAGUAGCAGCACCUACUGUGGAGGUGGACCUGGCCUUGCCAGGCAAAGAGGCAGAGGCCCGGGGAGAGGUGCCUGAGGUGGCCUUGAAGAUGCCCCGCCUCAGUUUCCCCCGCUUUGGGACCCGAGGGAAAGAAGUCACUGAGGCCAAGGUAACCAAGGUCAGUCCAGAGGCCAGGGUGAAGGGUCCUAGACUUCGAAUGCCCACCUUUGGCCUUUCUCUCCUGGAGCCCCGGCCCUCGGCCCCUGAGGCUGUUGCUGAGAGCAAGUUGAAGCUGCCCACCAUCAAAAUGCCCUCCUUUGGUAUUGGAGUUGCGGGGCCUGAGGUCAAGGUGCCCAAAGGGCCUGAAGUGAAGCUCCCUAAGGCCCCUGAGAUCAAGCUCCCCAAAGUGCCUGAGGCAGUCCUCCCAGAUGUGCGACUCCCAGAGGUUCAGCUCCCCAAAGUGUCAGAGAUGAAGCUUCCAAAAGUGCCUGAGAUGGCUGUGCCCGAGGUUCAACUCCCAGAGGUGCAGUUGCCCAAAGUCCCAGAGAUGAAAGUCCCUGAGAUGAAGCUCCCGAAGGUACCCGAGAUGGCUGUGCCCGAUGUGCACCUCCCAGAAGUGCAACUCCCGAAGGUUCCAGAGAUGAAACUCCCUGAGAUGAAGCUCCCGAAGGUGCCCGAGAUGGCUGUGCCCGAUGUGCACCUGCCAGAAGUGCAGCUCCCGAAGGUUCCAGAGAUGAAACUCCCGAAGGUGUCUGAGAUGAAGCUCCCUGAGAUAAAACUCCCGAAGGUGCCUGAGAUGGCUGUGCCCGAGGUUCGACUUCCGGAGCUGCAGCUGCCCAAAGUGUCAGAGAUGAAGCUCCCGAAGAUACCCGAGAUGGCUGUGCCCGAUGUGCACCUCCCAGAAGUGCAGCUCCCGAAGGUUCCAGAGAUGAAACUCCCCAAGGUCCCUGAGAUGGCCGUGCCCGAGAUUCGACUUCCCGAGGUGCAGCUGCCCAAAGUGUCAGAGAUGAAGCUCCCCAAGGUCCCCGAGAUGGCCGUGCCCGAGGUUCGACUCCCAGAGGUGCAGCUGCCCAAAGUGUCAGAGAUGAAGCUCCCCAAGGUCCCCGAGAUGGCCGUGCCCGAGGUUCGGCUUCCCGAGGUGCAGCUGCCCAAAGUGUCGGAGAUGAAACUCCCCAAAGUCCCCGAGAUGGCUGUGCCUGAAGUGCAGCUCCCAGAGGUGCAGCUGCCCAAAGUGUCAGAGAUUCGGCUGCCAGAAAUGCAGGUGCCAGCGGCACCAGAUGUGCAGCUGGCAGCUCCCAAGGCACCGGAGGUGAAGCUAAAAGCUGCUGGGGCGGAGCAGGCAGAGGGGAUGGAGUUUGGCUUCAAGAUGCCCAAGAUGACCAUGCCCAAGUUGGGGAGGGUAGGGCCUCCGUCCCAAGGCAAACCUGGUGAGGUAGGUGCGGAGGUCUCAGGAAAGCUAGUGACACUUCCCUGUCUGCAGCCGGAGGUGGGUGGUGAGGCUCGUGUGGGUGUCCCCUCUCUCACUCUGCCCUCUGUAGAACUAGACCUACCGGGGGCCCUCGGCCUGGAGGGACAGGUUCAGGAGGCCAAAGUGGGCAAGGUGGAGCAGCCAGAGGGUCCCCAGGUGGCAGUUGGUGCUGGGGAAGUGGGCUUCCGAGUGCCCUCUGUUGAGAUUGUCACUCCUCAGCUGCCCACAGUGGAGGUUGAGGAAGGGCGGCUGGAGAUGACGGAGAUGAAGGCCAAGCCCUCCUCCAAGUUCUCCCUGCCCAAGUUUGGACUCUCAGGACCAAAGGUGGCCAAGGCAGAGGCCGAGGGGGCUGGACGAGCCACCAAGCUGAAGGUGUCCAAGUUUGCUAUCUCACUCCCCAAGGCUCGGAUGGGGACUGAAGCUGAGGCCAAAGAGGCAGGAGAUGGAGGCCUGUUGCCUGCCCUCGAUCUGUCUAUUCCACAGCUCAGCCUGGAUGCCCACCUGCCCUCGGGCAAGGUGGAGGUGGCAGGGGCCGAUGUCAAGUUCAAGGGGCCCAGGUUUGCUCUGCCCAAGUUUGGGGUCAAAGGCCGGGACGCUGAGCCAGGAGAACUAGUGCCAGGGACAGCUGAGUUGGAGGGCAAGGGCUGGGGCUGGGAUGGGAAGGUCAAAAUGCCCAAGCUGAAGAUGCCCUCUUUUGGGCUGGUCAGAGGGAAGGAAGCGGAAGUCCAGGGUGGACGCAUCAGCCCUGGGGAAAAGCCAGAGUCCAUAGCUGGGCAGCUUAGGAUCCCUGAGGUGGAGUUGGUCACCCUGGGGACUCAGGAGGAAGCAGGGGCAGAGGGAGCAGUGGCCGUUAGUGGAGUGAGGCCAUCAGGCCUGCAGGUAUCCACGACUGGGCAGGUGACCACUGAGGGCCAUGAGGGGGUGCUGAGGAUGCCCCCACUGGGCAUCACACUGCCCCAGGUAGAACUAACCGGCUUUGGGGAGGCGGGCACCCCAGGGCAGCAGGCCAAGAGCAUGUCCCCUCCAGUAGAGGGCACAGCAGGCUACAAAGUCCAGGUGCCUCAGGUGAGCCUGUCCCUGCCUGGAAGCCAAGUGGCAGGUGGUGAGCUGUUGGUGGGUGAAGGCAUCUUCAAGAUGCCCACCGUGACCGUGCCCCAGCUGGAGCUGGACGUGGGGCUGAGCCGGGAGGCCCAGGUGGAUGAGGUGGCCACAAGCGAGGAGGGGCUGAGGCUGAAGCUGCCCACGCUGGGGGCAGGAGCCAGGGGAGAGGGGACUGAGGGCCAGCCCCCGGGGGCCGAGCACACCUUCCGCCUCUCGCUGCCAGACGUGGAGCUCUCGCCACCGCAGGUGGCAGGGGGUGAAGGAGAAGCCGCACAGAAACUCAAGGUGCGGCUGCCCCGGUUUGGCCUGGUGCGGGCCAAGGAGGGGGUGGAGGAGGGUGAGAAGGUCAAGAGCCCGAAGCUCAGGCUACCCCUGGUGGGCUUCAGCCCAAACGAGUCUGCCCCUGGAGAAGGUUCCCCCAGCCCUGAGGAGGAAGAAGAAGAGGGCAGCGGGGAAGGGGCCUCGGGUCGCCGGGGCCGGGUCAGGGUCCGCUUGCCCCGUGUGGGCCUAGCAGCCCCUUCUAAGGCCUCUAAGGGACAGGAGGGUGAUGCAGCCUCCAAGUCCCCCGUAGGGGAGAAGUCACCCAAGUUCCGCUUCCCCAGGGUGUCUCUAAGCCCUAAGACCCGGAGUGGAAGUGGGGACCAGGAAGAGGGUGGCUUCAGGGUCCGGCUGCCCAGUGUGGGGUUUUCUGAGACAGGGGCUCCAGGCCCCACCAGGAUGGAGGGGGCCCAGGCGGCUGCUGUCUGAAGCCCUGGGCAGAGGGAGACAUCCCCUCCCCUCGUUUUGUGUGUGAGUUAACUAGCACUAACCCUCAGAGGGCCAGGAGGUGGGCGACUGACCAGGGCAGGGUGGAGGCCUGUCCUCUCAUCCGCAGGAGUGCCUGUAUCAUUCCAAGCCAUGUGAAUAAAAUAAUCCAGAGGUA
Messenger RNA from Ictidomys tridecemlineatus (thirteen-lined ground squirrel), 4774 nucleotides. It is a transcript of the gene Prx, whose product is annotated as periaxin. Gene Ontology annotation, biological process: regulation of RNA splicing; peripheral nervous system myelin maintenance. Gene Ontology annotation, molecular function: protein binding. The record is from RefSeq and is a predicted model, not a curated record. Gene Ontology annotation, cellular component: cytoplasm; nucleus. Lineage: Eukaryota; Metazoa; Chordata; Mammalia; Rodentia; Sciuridae.